GCCCAGAUUAAUCUCCGUGGUCGAUUAAUCCGCCUGGUAUCCGGAAUCAGUGGAUCUAGCAACGGACGAAGCAACGAAUUCGGCAUUCUCCGUAAUCUGGUGAAGUGUUUGGUGAACGAAAUCUCUGGGAAUAAGGUGUGACAACGCGGGCUAGACAGCAAGUGCUAACAUGAACACGGAGCAGUGAACCGUGAGCGUAUGAGUGCAUAAUCACGAAAAACGAGAAAAGCGGAGACACGAUGAGAAGUGUUAGAAGAUAUCGAGAAGCGCGACCUUCCCUUUUCGCGUCCCUUUUCGUCAUCCUCGCUGUUUUUGUGAUCGGUGUACGCGGGCUCAGGAAUGUAUCUAUCGAUAUGCCAUUGGCUGUAGCAGCUGGCACGACCGUCAAUAUGAGCUGCAGAUACGAUCUACAAUCAGAUACUUUAUACACGGUGAAAUGGUACAAGGGUCCUGAAUUUUUUCGAUACAUUCCCAAAGAGAUGCCGCCGAUACGUGUUUUUGGAGAAUUGGGUACCAGGGUUCUUCAAAAUCGAAGUGAUGCCAAUCGCGUAGUUUUAAAGGACGUACAGUCAAACCAUACUGGAAAAUACCGCUGCGAGGUUUCUGGCGAUUCUCCGACGUUUAAUACCAUAACGGUCUUUGCUUACAUGUACGUGGCUAAUCUACCUAAUGGCGAUCCUCAAGUGAGAGUGGAGAAGAGUCGCUACGCAGUAGGGGAUACGGUGCGUGGAAACUGCACUGUUCCUUCUGGAAAUCCUCCAGCAAAUGUGACGUGGACUGUCAAUGGGGUGCCGGUGAAUUCUAGUUUCGUAAUGAACGUGACGGACAAGCUUGGUGACAAUCAGCAGCUGAUGACUAUCGCAGGACUGGAUUACGAGAUUAUACCUGAUAGCUUUAAUAACGGAAGAUUACAUAUUGUUUGUAACGCUAACGUCUUUCAUUUAUACAAAAAACAAGCUGAUGUUCGUUUGAACGAGGAACGACCACGUUUGGCAUCUGUACUAGGAACACGGGAAUCUUCUUAUAUCGGAGGUGCAGCGAAUCAUUUUGGAGAAUGGUUCUUCUUUAAUACCGUGGUUACGCUGUUGCUGUGCAAUUUGAGAUAACAACGAUGAACCUGUUAUUCACCUAUACGCAUGUGACUGUAUCGAAAUGGAGAGGGCAAAUUGUUUGUAAAAUUUUGAAAUUAUUAAGUGCGACGAGAAAAAAGCGACAAAUUUUUCGUUAACAUAAAUAUCGACCGUAUGUUAUUCGUGUAAAUAGGAUAAAAAUUUAGCUAAUUAUCUACGUGUAAUUGCGACCUGCGUUGUCUCGUUGCAACGAGACAAAUUUAUAACCUGAAUAACAUGUCAUAAUAUUAUGUAUUAGAUCGACGAUGUGUCGCGCCAAAGUAUUCGAGAACUUAUUUGAAUACUAUUAUACCGUGUUUUCUAUCCUCUGACAAUGAUUUUGAUACCUCUUCCGUAAAACAUUGUAGCUACCAGAAUGUAUCAUCUCACGUUUCUAGGUAAAAGCUGUUAUUGUUUGUGAAUGAAGUUUUACUUAAGUGAAAAACAAAUAAAUAAUUCACCUUCGUUACUUUGGUUUUUUUUAUAACUUCAUGUGUAUUCCAUUUCAUCCUGAACUAUCCUAAUA
Eufriesea mexicana is the source of this 1635-nucleotide messenger RNA. RefSeq lists its product as uncharacterized. The transcript is spliced from 6 exons. NCBI's taxonomy places the organism in Eukaryota, Metazoa, Arthropoda, Insecta, Hymenoptera, Apidae. Bases 240 to 1106 code for a protein of 288 amino acids. The record is from RefSeq and is a predicted model, not a curated record.